AUGCCCGACGAGACCGAACCCCUGCUCCCUCGCUACGAGGAUGACACCCCACGCCAGCGUCAGCUCCAUGAGAAGCUCCACUCCUACCAGAUGGUCCGCGCCCUCUCAGAGGGAUACAUGCCAUCAACCGAGCAGACCAUUGCCAACCUCCGCACCUUACUCGCAUCCGAUGUCCUCAGCAUCCGCAAUCAAGACAUCGGCAGUGCCGGGCGCCAGCUAGUCCGGGACUGCCGGCUAGGGAUCCAGGUGGUCAUUGAGGUUCUGCAGGAGAAGAACGGCCAAGAUCAGCUGCAGGAGUUCUUGUGGCAUCUGUCGCGCUCUCGCAUGGCACUGGAUCGCUCGAAGCUCUCGCAGCAGGCCGGCCAGGUGAAGGCUCGAAGCGAUGUCACAGCCGCUUAUGAUAGCUUUCGAACGGUUGGGGGCUUGCUGCUCACCAAUGCUGACUUUCGUCUCUUCGUCGAUGAUGUCGCUACUGUUGGCCGCCAGAUCUUUUCCGAAACGGCCGCGUCGCUGUCCGAGACCUCGAAACAGGUCGCGGAACAGGUCAGGCCGUCCGCGCAAGAACAACAAUCUCUUCAAGGACCAGGGGCUGAUGAGGGAAAGGCUCAAUCGGGAGAGGACUUGAAGAACGAAGCCGUCAAUGUGGCUGAUGUGACUGGCAAGGGAGUCGCUCGCACCGGCCAGGAAGCCGUUGAGAGUGCUCGGGAGCAUCUCUCGGGACCGGAGAGAGAUACAUUAUUAAAUCGGUUGAAACAGACAAUCCAGAAACUACGGCAGCGGUCGGAUUACUCGGACUCGGUGUCAACCAUUGCGCAGUUAAUCCAGCGCUACGCCAAGCUCUACGCGAGUGCCGUCGAGGAAACGGCUUCUGUUGCCCAGGGAGACAUCGACAUCAAUACAGACCUCAAGCAGGCGACGGAUCAGUUCUGGGGCUUGCUGCGGUCGUUUGGUCGCGCUGAGGAGUGGGACUGGCUUCAACAGAACUUCCACGAUGUCUUGCGCCACGCAAAUCAAGACCCUGAGUUUGAGCAGCUGAUGGGCGACGUGGGCAACUCCCUUCAAGAUAUGCUCACCGACCCUAGCUUUUUUGACGCCGCUCCCCAAAAGCUUGAAGAGCUCAAAGAAAAGUCCGAGAAAUUGGGCUCCGAAACAACUUUACGCAAAGACGUGGACAAGUUACUGGCCCAAGCUAAGCGCACGCUCCGGACCGUGCCUGAUGACCCUGCAGUAUCUAAAGUUGUCAACGCCACCAAGAAGCUCCAUCAAGAUGUGUGGAAUGCCUACGGCGACCGCAAGUCUGACCUUCCCUCGGAUCUGCUCAACGUCUUUCUUCCAGUUGUCUUGAGAAACAUUCAAUACAUCCCGAUCCCACGUUUGGAGAUCGCCGCCCCAGAAAUGGACUUGUUGGUCGAGAGCCUAGUAUUACAGCCGGGUCACACAGUCCACUUCUCCUCGUUUCUUCCCCACCGCAUGCAUCUUGCAACUCGCAAUGACAUCGAUGUUGUGAAGAAACACGCCAAGCGCACCGAGACUGCCAUCAAAACCGCGUUUACGGUGACCGUCCAGGGCCUGAAUAUCAGCGCUGAGGACUUUGGGUAUUGGUUCCGCACGCACACAGGCCUUUUCUUCCACUUAAGGGAUGAAGGUAUCGGCAGUUUCUAUCUCGACCAACGCGGCAUCGACAUCUCUCUUGAUGUGGAGGUAGGCCGAGACCGGCUAGAGCAGAUUUUCGCGCUGCGCGGCGUGCGAGUGCGCAUCCACAAGCUCGAUUAUAAGCUCCAGCGUAGCAAGUGGAAGUUCCUUCUGUGGCUCACCCGGCCCUUCCUGAAACAUCUCAUCCGGCGUGUGCUGGAGAAGAAGAUCGCCGAGGAGAUUGUUGCCGCUGCUGUGGCACUGAAUCGCGAGCUGGUCUUUGCGCGCGAACGCCUACGCGCUGCUCGCAUCGCUAAUCCGCAGGACUUGGCCACUUUUGUGCGCGCGGUGCUCGCACGCCUGAAACCACCCAGUGGCGAUGUCGAGACCCAUGUUAGUCUCAAUGCACCCAAGAGCAGUGUCUUCCAGGGUAUCUAUGCCCCUGGCAGUGUUGUCAAGACGUGGCAGGAGGAGGCCUCUCGUGCUCAGGAGGCUAUCGAGGACGGCGACGAAACUGGUGGUUUGGGCCAUACGUGGCGCAACGAUAUUUUUGAUGUUGCUGGAACACGCUGA
Molecule: messenger RNA, 2205 nt
Organism: Penicillium alfredii
Lineage: Eukaryota; Fungi; Ascomycota; Eurotiomycetes; Eurotiales; Aspergillaceae
Exons: 2
Coding region: 1-2205 (734 amino acids)
Molecular function (GO): lipid binding
Source: RefSeq, a predicted model, not a curated record